AUGUUGUUUAAAAAGUUUGCGGAAACAUCGAUCGGAAACAGCAGCGAUGGACGAAGCGACAAGAAGCUGAGGCAACUCCUAGACGAAUUCACCUCAAGGGCCAUCCCACUCAAGCAUCAUGUCCAAAUGAGGAAACUUGAUUCCGCGAAGAAGGCCAUGGUUGGAUAUGGGUCCACAUCGUCGAGGAGCGCCGAAUUUUCUAUGGACUCAGAAGGAGGGACGAGAUCGACCUCAAUCUCGACCACUUCGAAAAGAAGGAUGUCAACAGAUCGACCU
Mesorhabditis belari is the source of this 276-nucleotide messenger RNA. The record is from the annotation of a GenBank genome assembly. NCBI's taxonomy places the organism in Eukaryota, Metazoa, Nematoda, Chromadorea, Rhabditida, Rhabditidae.